AUGGCUUAUGGCUUCCUUCUCCUCCUGUUCUUCAUAUUCUCUUCCAACAUAUAUACAAAGAUUCAGGCAUGCAACCAAACUGAACACAUCUCUCUUUUAUCUUUUGCCCUCACUCUAUCUCCUCCUUUAAAUUGGACUUCCAGUAAUUGUUGCCACUGGGAGGGCAUCACCUGUAAUGACCAUGGUUUGGUCACCAAUUUAUGCUUACCCUCCAAAGGCCUCAAACUCAAAGGAGGUGUUUUCCCCUCAUCAUCACUUGGAAAUCUCACAGAUCUCACCCACUUGAAUCUCUCUCACAAUUCACUUCAUGGUUCGCUAGAUCAAACCGGAUUGUUUUUGUCCUUGAAUAAGCUUGAGAUCUUAGAUUUCAGUUAUAACCUUCUUUCUGGAGAGCUACCAUUUUCCCUACCAUCCAGUAUCCGGGUGCUGGAUUUGUCCAGCAAUCACUUCCAUGGUGCAAUUCCACCUUCUUUCUUCCAACAAGUUUGGAAUUUAACUAGUUUCAAUGUCAGAAACAACUCCUUCUCAGGUUCUAUCCCAUCCUCUAUUUGUCUAUAUUCUCCCUUGAUACAGCUAUUGGAUUUUUCCUCGAAUAAAUUUAAUGGCAGUAUUUCUCGUGGAUUGGGGAAGUGUUCGAAACUCCAGGUUUUUCGUGCUGGUUACAAUGACCUGUCUGGCUUUCUGCCAGAUGACAUCUACACAGUUUCAACACUCCAAGAGGUUGCAUUACCUCAAAAUUCACUGCAUGGAGCCAUAAGUGAAAGACUUGUCAACCUCACCAGCCUCAAAAUAUUUGACCUUACCUCUAACGACUUGAGUGGUGUACUCCCUGCAAGUAUUGGUAAGCUAUUCAAGUUGCAACUCAUGCUCCUUGAUUUCAACAAUCUAGAAGGUUCUUUGCCCCCAUCUCUGAUGAAUUGCACAAACCUUAUAGACCUACGUAUGGGAGACAACAACUUGGCAGGAGAUAUCUCAUUAUUUGAUUUCUCCAAACUUAGUCAGCUUACUAAACUUGACCUCAGGGAAAAUAACUUCUCUGGUACCUUGCCACUAAGCCUCUACUCGUGCAAAAUGCUGAAGGCAAUUCGACUGAGUAGAAACAAUCUAGAGGGAGAAAUACAGCCUGAGAUUCUAUCAUUGAAAUCCUUGUCCUUCCUUUCAGUUGGUUUUAAUAGAUUAACCAAUAUUACAAAGGCACUGCAGAUACUGAUGCAUUGCAGAAGCCUCGUAUUCUUAUCCUUUAAAUCCAGUUUUAUAGGUGAGGAAAUGCCUGCUGAUCUUGGCAUGGUAGGCAUUGAUGGAUUUGAAAAUCUUCGAAUUUUAGCUUUGAAUAACUGUGAGCUCACUGGUCAAAUACCUGUAUGGGUAUCUACGCUCAAGAAGCUAGAGGUCCUGUUUCUGUCUUUUAAUAGAAUCACAGGGUCAAUUCCUAGUUGGUUGGGAAAUCUUCCGAGGCUCUAUUAUAUCAGAUUGAGUUCCAACCUACUUUCAGGUGAAUUUCCAAAGGAUCUUUGUAGGCUGCCUAUGUUUAUAUCUAAACUGAUAGCAGCUCAAGAAGAUGAUACUGAACUUGAAUUGCCUAUCUACAUAUCCCAAGGUGCAACAUUUUUACAAUACAAAUUGUCUUACUACCCUCCAGCAAUAUACAUAAACAACAAUACCAUUAGUGGGAAUAUACCUAUUGAGAUUGGCCAAUUGCAGCUUCUCCAUGAUCUGGGACUUCACAACAACAAAUUUUCCGGCAACAUUCCAGAGCAAAUAUCCGACCUCAAGAAUUUGGAGGUAUUGGAUUUCUCCACAAAUCAUUUGUCUGGAAAAAUCCCAUCGUCAUUGGCAAGCCUUAAUUUUUUGAAAUAUUUUAAUGUUUCAAACAAUAAUCUUGAAGGACAAAUACCAAUAAGCACUCAGAUCCAAAGCUUCAAUGCUUCUGCAUUCGAGGGGAAUCCAAAACUUUGUGGUGCCCCACUUCCAAAUGAGUGCAUGCCUAUUAAUGGCAGUGGUCCAGAUAAUAAGAAUAUCCAAGAUCAUGUGGACAAUGGGCAUCAAAUUCCACAGUUUAAUCUUUCUGUUGCUCUUGGGUUCAUUGUAGGAUUUUUGGGAGUGUGUGGUCCUUUAGUGCUUAAGAAGUGGAGAGAUGCAUACUUCCAAUUCCUAGACAAUGUCAAAGAGAGACUAUGUCAUUGUAAUAGUGUGAAUAGCUAG
Molecule: messenger RNA, 2202 nt
Organism: Rosa chinensis
Lineage: Eukaryota; Viridiplantae; Streptophyta; Magnoliopsida; Rosales; Rosaceae
Product: receptor-like protein 2
Exons: 1
Coding region: 1-2202 (733 amino acids)
Molecular function (GO): protein binding
Source: RefSeq, a predicted model, not a curated record